AUGGUGCGCUUAUUCUCGAUAACCUUGUUCGCAAGUCUUGUCAUCGCCGCUCCCGAGACAGGCCGGUGCAGAUGCCGACCGCACAAUGACUGCUGGCCCGCCCAACAAGAAUGGUCCAGCCUAAAUGAUACCAUACAAGGGAAUCUGGUAGCAGUGAGGCCUGUGGCUUCAGUCUGCCAUUGGACAGAGUUCGACGAAGCGGCUUGCAAAGCCACCACGGAGCAAUGGCAUGAUUCUCUUUGGCGCGCUGCGCAGCCCGGUGCUGUGCAGUGGGAGAAUUGGGAGUCAUGGGCGGAACACAACCAGACCUGCUACAUAGAGUCGCCAAUGAACACUAUCUGUGGACAGGGUAGGGUUUCAUUGUACUCGGCGAAGGUGCAGACAGCGGAACAAAUCCAGCAAGCCGUGGCGUUUGCCCAGACGCAUAACCUGCGACUUGCUAUCCGGAACUCCGGUCAUGAUUAUAUCGGUCGCUCGACAGCCCCUGAGUCAUUGCAGAUCUUCACCAAUGGCAUGAAGGAUAUCAAAUUUGUUGAUAACUUUGUGCCAACUGGUGCGCCUGGGGGCAAGGGUGAGGGCCAUGCCGUCACGUACGCGGCGGGCGUUAAUUUGGCCGAGCUAUACCAAGCUGCUGGAGAUAAGAAGAGAACUAUUCAGGGAGGAGCUUCGCACACUGUUGGUGCCGCUGGGGGAUAUAUUCAGGCGGGAGGCCAUUCGCCCUUUGGUACGCGGGGAGGAAUGGCAUCCGAUAAUGCCCUCGAAUUUGAAGUUGUGACGGCCGAUGGGAAACUUGUUAUUGCAAAUGAUUAUCAGAAUAGCGACCUUUUCUGGGCCCUGCGAGGCGGCGGCGGAGGGACAUUCGGUGUCGUCGUCAAUGUGACUGUCAGGACGCUCCCAGAGACACCUGUGCUAGUGACGAAUCUGAACUUCACAACGGCGCUGGGUGAUGAACAAUUCUGGGAAGCAGUGAGCGAAUAUCACGCAGCGUUGCCAGCCCUAAACGACGCUGGUGGCUCUGGAUACUAUUUCGGAUACCCCAUUAUGUCGGUCAAUUCGACAAACACGGUGUCCGUGAUGACUUCGUUCAUGUGGUUCGCAGGGUACACGAACACAACUGCAGCGGACAAGCUUUUGGAGCCAUUGCAUUCUGCAUUGAGAAAAUUGCCUGGUGUGAAGGUCCAUCACUCCAAGAUCCUUAUGCCAUCUGUGGACUCAGUCCUUGAAAAAAAAUGGUCGGGAGAUGGAGGUGACGCCACUGGUGGUGUUGCCGCGCUUAUCUCGCGUUUAUAUUCCAGGGAUCUGUUAGCAUCCAAAGACGGACCCGGUCGACUGGUCAAAGCAUGGAGGAGCCUCAGAUACGGGCCUGGCGAUUCGUUCCGUGGCCAUGUCGUGGGAGGAGGUGCCGUUGCAGCCAAUGGCAAGAAGAUUGAUAGCGCUAUCAAUCCGGCUUGGAGGAAGACCAUUACUCAUUUGGUCAUUUCGAGAGCAUGGGGAGCAAAUGCAACGGUGGAACACCAACAUGCCAUGAUCAAGAAUGCCACUGAUGUUGAGAUCCCGCUCAUUCGUUCGGUGGAGGGUGAAGAUCAAAUGGGCUCAUAUGGCAACGAGGCGCAUCCAUACGAGCCUGGUUUCCAGCAGUCAUUUUGGGGAGAUAAUUAUCCUCGUUUGUACCAGAUCAAGCAGAAAUGGGAUCCCAAGGGACUCUUCAUUGCUCGGAUCGGGGUGGGAAGUGAGGACUGGGAUGAUGCGGGGUUGUGUUUGAAGAAAUGA
Molecule: messenger RNA, 1770 nt
Organism: Penicillium brevicompactum
Lineage: Eukaryota; Fungi; Ascomycota; Eurotiomycetes; Eurotiales; Aspergillaceae
Product: FAD-binding oxidoreductase
Exons: 2
Coding region: 1-1770 (589 amino acids)
Molecular function (GO): FAD binding; oxidoreductase activity
Source: RefSeq, a predicted model, not a curated record